ACACUGUCACUGUGACACACCAGUGUGUGUCCAUCCUUCGCCCCUGGAUUCCCAGGCAAGAUGUGUCGUCUGUUAAUCAUCUCAGUGAAACACAUGUCCACAGUGUAAUAUGGUUGCCUGAGGACAUUUAUUUUUUUCUCUUUCGUUUUAUUUUUUGAUUUGCCAAAAGACUGUAAUUGUAUCUGAAGCUGUCAAAUGUCAGGCCUGCAGAUUCUGGCUUUUCUCGGCGGUGUCGCCGGGCUGGGAGCCACGAUCGCCGCCACGGUGUCAAAUGAAUGGAGGGCCACCAGCCGAGCAUCCUCAGUCAUCACAGCAACCUGGGUGCUCCAGGGUCUGUGGAACAACUGUGCUGGAAAUGCCAUUGGAGCUCUGCACUGCAGACCGCAUCAUACUAUCCUAAAUCUAGAAGGUUACAUCCAAGCCUGCAGAGGACUGAUGAUUGCAGCAGUCUGCUUGGGGUUUAUCGGGUCUGUGCUUGCCCUCGUGGGGAUGAAAUGUACCAAAAUUGGAGGGAGUGACAAAACUAAAGCCAAGAUUGCUUGCUCUGCUGGCAUAGGUUUCAUUCUUAGUGCCUGGUACUGGUCCAACCUAUGGAAGGACUGUUUCACUGACUCCACAGCUGUCACCAACUGCAGAGACUACGGAGUGCUGUGGAGUGUCCGCUACUAUGUCCAGGCAGUAAGGGGGCUGCUCAUGUGCGGCCUGACUAUUGGAUUCUUCGCGGUGGUGUGCUGCUUUGUGGGGAUGGAGUGUACUUAUAUUGGUGGAGCCGAUAAAACCAAGGACAAACUGGUGCUGUCAGGAGCAGUGUUCCACGUUUGCGGCGUGAAUUUUUCCUUCUGCGUGGUGCAGCGGAACAGUAAGCGCGGAACUAAGGGCCAGGCACAACGGUGUCCCAUAUUUUCUAGAGUUUGGAGUUGUGAUUUCUCCAUCCAGCAGCUGAGCAGCAGCAUCGACAUGGGCUACAGGACGGUGGUCAUGUACAUGGAAAUUGGCUGCUUCGUUGUCUGUGUGAGUGGAUGGAUCCUCGUCUGUUCCACCAUGCCAACUGAGAUCUGGACUUGGUCUGAAGUUGGCAGCAUAGUCUUGACGACGUCCAACUACUUCUCUAACUUGUGGAAAGACUGUAUAUCUGAUUCAACAGGAGUCUCUGACUGCAAGGGAAUUCCAUCAUUGCUGGCCCUGAACUGGGACAUUCACAUGUGCCGGGCUCUUAUCAUCAUCUCUAUUGUCCUGGCUUUCUUUGGAUCGAUUCUGGUCUUGGUGGGAAUGAAGUGCACUAAGAUUGGCGGAUCAGAGGUCACUAAUGCAAAAGUCACCUUUGCUGGGGGGAUGAACUACCUCAUUGGGGGAUUGUCUGCCAUGGUUGCUUUCUCCUUUUAUGGAAACCAAAUUAGAGCAAACUUUCAAAACCCUAGACAUGUAGAACAGAAGUUUGAAAUAGGUGUCGGCGUCUUCAUCGGGUGGGGUGGCUCGACUUUACUUAUAGUUGGAGGCCUUAUUUGCAGUAUCUUAGCUGGAAGGGAAGCAUGCGGCUCAAGCCCGGAGACAAACCCUUCCUACCCCGAUUACACGUUUCUGCCAGCAAAAAGGAGUAUCGUGUCCUCGGCUCGCACAGGGAUCAGUGAGAGCCGAAAAUCCAGAGUCACCAGCAGCAGUGAAGCCAGCAGCGUCUCAACCAUCUCCAGAGUUAAAUGUGGCAAGGAUGGAAGUGUGGACAAUCACAUGGAGAUGGGGAAGAAACUGCUCGCUGCUGGUCAGCUAGCAGAUGCCCUGUCUCACUUCCAUGCUGCUGUGGAUGGAGAUCCCAAGAACUACAUGGCGUACUACAGGAGAGCUACGGUGUUUCUGGCUAUGGGGAAGUCAAAGUCUGCUCUGCCAGACUUAAGCAGAGUCAUUGAGCUCAAGCCUGACUUCACAUCUGCACGCCUUCAGAGAGGAAACCUACUUCUGAAGUGGGGAGAGCUGGAUGAGGCAGAGAGUGACUUCAAGAAAGUGCUGAAGUCCAACCCCAGCGAGAAAGAAGAAAAAGAAGCCCAAAGUCAGCUGUUGAAGUCGGAUGAAAUUCAGCGGUUGGUGGCUGAGUCACGCAGCAGCUUCAACAGCAAGGAUUAUGUGACAGCUGUAGCCCAGCUUGACACCAUCAUUGAAACCUGCAUUUGGGAUGCGACAUCCCGUGAGAUGCGAGCGGAGUGUUUUAUUCAGAUGGGAGAGACGGGGAAGGCCAUCAGCGACCUCAAAGCUGCAUCCAAGUUAAAGAAUGACAACACGCAGGCCUUCUACAAGCUCAGCACCCUCUACUACAAUCUUGGAGAUCAUGAAAUGUCCCUCAAUGAGGUGCGGGAGUGCUUGAAGCUGGAUCCUGAUCACAAGCAGUGUUACAGCCAUUACAAACAGGUCAAGAAGCUCAACAAACAGAUCCGGUCAGCAGAGGAACUCAUCCAAGAGCAGAGGUAUGAGGACGCGGUGAGCAAGUAUCAGGCAGUGAUGAAGAGCGAGCCCAACGUGCCCCAGCUCUUGCACCUCGCCACGGAGCGCAUAUGCCACGCACUAGCAAAAGACCAGCAGGGGAGCAGGGCCGUCGCAGCCUGCAGCGAAGUCCUCCAUUCAGACCCUGAGAACGUGAAUGCCCUGAAGGACAGAGCCGAGGCUUACAUCCAAGACGAACAGUAUGAGGAAGCCAUUAAAGACUUCGAGGAGGCCGCAAAACACAGCGAGAACGACCGUCAGAUCAAAGAAGGCCUGGAGAGGGCCCAGCGACUUCUCAAACAGUCCAAGAAGAGGGAUUAUUAUAAGAUCCUGGGAGUAAAGAGAACUGCCCAGAAGAAGGAGAUCAUCAAGGCCUACAGGAAACUGGCACAACAGUGGCACCCCGACAACUUCCAGGAUCCAGAGGAAAAGAAGAAGGCAGAGAAGAAGUUCAUAGACAUCGCUCAGGCCAAAGAGGUUCUCACUGAUCCAGAGAUGAGGACCAAGUUCGACCACGGAGAAGACCCCAUGGACCCCGAGAGCCAGCAGGGUCAUCAUCAACACUUCCACGGGGGGUUCCAGGGCUUCCAGGGCUUUAACCCCUUUGGCUCUGGGCCCUUCAACUUUAAAUUUAACUUCAACUGAGAGAACUUUUCAUCCAGCACAGCUGGAGAGAAUUUUUUAUUCUUUACUCCCUAUUUAAAAGGGAGACCACUGUCAUAAAAAAAGUCAGUUCACAAUUGUCACAGAAUGUGGAGAAAAUCAUGUCUUUAACUGUCCUCAGUGAGAGAUGGGACUUUUUUUUUUCUUUUUUUAAAUA
Messenger RNA from Menidia menidia (Atlantic silverside), 3289 nucleotides. The record is from the annotation of a GenBank genome assembly. NCBI's taxonomy places the organism in Eukaryota, Metazoa, Chordata, Actinopteri, Atheriniformes, Atherinopsidae.